ACUCUUCAGAUAAAAUUAACCUGCUUUGAAGAGGAGCUCAAAAAGUUACAGGUUUCUGUUUCAUGGAUACAUGGAAUACUUAAAGACCACUUAGGAUCACAUAUGAAUACAGAGGGCAAAAGAAGCUUUGUGUGUGUAUGGCAAACAAGUGCAGAUGUUAAGGCAGAAAGUCUUGAAAAGGUGAAACCUGAAUUGCUGGCAAAUGACCUAAAGAAGGGAUGGCUUCAAGUUUCUAUAGACAAGCUCAAAACCAAUAAUUCCAAAGAAUCCAGACAAAAUAUACUGGGAUGGCUUCAGGAAUCUCUGAAAAGACUGAAAGAGGAUUCUUCUAGAGCAUCAAGACACACCCUGGCACAAUGGCUUAAAGAAUCUGUGAUAAAUCUUCAGAAGGAAGGUCCUGAAGCAUCCAGGCAAGAUGUGAAUGAGUGGCUGGAUGUAUCCAUAAAUCAUCUCCAAGAGAAAGGGCCAGAAACAUCCCCUCUAAAUGUGCAGGAAUGGCUUGAAGCAUCUAUUAAAAGCAUUCAGGAUCUACAGAAGUCUGAGGCAGAGUUUCGAGAUAGCCUAAGAAAUGGAUGGCUUGAAGAAUCAAUAGAUAACUAUAGCCUAAGAAAUGGAUGGCUUGAAGAAUCAAUAGAUAACCUCAAGAAGCAAUAUUCUGAAGGACCUUUGGAGAAUACAUUACAGUGGCUUCAAGGUUCCCUAGAAAGCCUCUUAGCUUCUGGAGCACCCAGACCAGUUCUGGAAAAAUGGCUUAAAGAUACCUUUAAAAACCUUGAGGAGGGAAGUCCUGAAGCAUCCAAACAAGAUGCAAAAAAAUGGCUUGAAAUAUCUAUUAAUAACCUUGUAAAAGAAGAACCUGAAGCACCCCAUCUAGAUACUCAGAGAUGGCUUGAAACAUCUAUUAAAGGCAUCCAAGCUUUCAGAGAACAAUACUCUAAAGCAUCAAAAGCAAACAUGGAAAAGAGCAAGGAGAGAGUGAUUUUUGUAGAACCUGCUUCCUCUGAAAGUUGCUUAAGAAAUGAAUGGCUUCAAGCAUCUGUAGCAAAUCUCCAAAAGCAUGGUUCUAAAGCAUCCAGAAUGAAUGUGCAACAGUGGCUACAAGGGUCUCUGAAAAAUCUCAGACAAGGAUCCCCUAAAGAACCCAGAAAGAACCUUGAGGAAUGGCUUAAAGAAUCCAUAAAAAAACUUCAGAAGGAAGGACCUGAAGCAUCCAGGCAAGAUGUGAAUGAGUGGCUGGAU
This is a messenger RNA of Python bivittatus (Burmese python), 1239 nucleotides long. NCBI's taxonomy places the organism in Eukaryota, Metazoa, Chordata, Lepidosauria, Squamata, Pythonidae. The record is from RefSeq and is a predicted model, not a curated record.